Messenger RNA from Scheffersomyces amazonensis, 960 nucleotides. RefSeq lists its product as uncharacterized. The transcript has a single exon. Lineage: Eukaryota; Fungi; Ascomycota; Pichiomycetes; Serinales; Debaryomycetaceae. The record is from RefSeq and is a predicted model, not a curated record. Bases 56 to 892 code for a protein of 278 amino acids.
UAUCAAUCACAAUCUUUCAGACAACCAACAACCAAGAAACACCAAAUACACAAACAUGCACACGACUAAAGUGAUAACGUAUGUUUUCUUAGUGGCCAUGGCUGCUGCCAAAAAUGUCGUAGACUUAAAUGCGAUUAAUGCUGCCUUCCAAAAUGAAGCAGUACACAAGAGAGAUGCUAAAAAUAUUGUAGACUUGAAUGAAUUCAAGAGUGCUAUUGAAGCUGAAGUGGAAGAUGCGGGAUUCUCCAAAAGAGAUGCGAAAUAUUCGGUGGACUUAACAAAACUUCAGGAUGCAGUCAGACAUGAGGUAGAAUCGUAUGACAAGCGCGGCGAAGACCAGUUUCGAUUUAUUAUUGAUGAAGACGACUCGAAACUGAAUGUCUUACAGUCGCUCUUGCCACAGAUUCAAGCCAUUUCCAUUAUGUCUGGUUACAUUAGAGAUAAUGAGAAGUUAUCCAUUAAGACAGAGUUAACUAAUGAGACGAUGAUUAUUGUAGCUCCAACUAAUGAAGCUAUAGCCGGUAAAUUAUCAGGAUUAAAGCCAUGGGAAUUUCCUAAUCCAAUCACAGAUAAGAUGGAUGAUGAGACAGUAGAACGAAUCUUAAGUCAGAACAUUGAAUCCUUCCUCAAUAACCAUAUAGUUACCAACUUUGAACAGAAUUUGUCCAUCAAUAAGGAGGAUAAACUUAUAGAGACUAAGUUGGUAAAUGGAGACUUAUUGAAGAUUAAACAAGAUGAAACCACACAAAAGUUUGCCGUAGAAGUCAUUCAUAAACAUAAGAAUAAAUCUACAGGCUGGAUUGCAGUACAAUCAGUCAAACAGGUGGAUAAUGGAUUCAUAUUCAUCGUUGAUGAUACAUUGGUUAAGCCAAAGAUUGCGGGCAACUUGUAGGGUAGGUAUAUUUAUAGUUAGUUAUAAUGCGUAUUUAUUGAUUGUUAUUACACAUAUUUUAUUGGACU